AUGGACAUCUCACUCGACAAGACGACACUAUCGACGAUAUCUCUCCUCGAAUCGCGUCUGCUACGCAUCGAGCAUCUCUUAUACGGCCCAUCGGCACCCUCGAACUCCUCCCAGACAGAUUCGGCUGUCGACACGCUAGAGGAUCUCGAGCGCCGCUUCAACCACCUCCUAUCUCGCAUCCGCGUAUACGGCGAAUUGAUGAAGAUCUACAACGCCUACCCAACUCUCUUCCAACCCCCACCUCCUUCCGAGGCGCCCAUCCACCUCGCCCCCGAAGCAAUCCAAGCCACCGUCCUCGCCUCCGCGGCCGCCUUUCCGGCGACAGCCUCGUCCCUGACCUCUGUCAACGACUGCCCCAUCCCCGAAUCAUCGCAGAGCGCGGCGCUCGCCUCCCUCGCGCCCAGACUGCACGGCAUCGAAGCCACCCAGAUCGCCCAAGCCGCCGAGAUGGCCGAACUGCGCGCCCGGAGCGAGGAGGUCCUCCAGACCUGGUACCAGCAGGGCGUCCUGGGAGUCUCAGAUUUCGUCGCCGACGUCGAGGGCCGGGUGGAGAUGGUUGAGCGCCGUGUGCGGAGAGCCGAACGGGAGAGGGAGGCAGCGGCGGCCAUUUGA
This is a messenger RNA of Colletotrichum orchidophilum, 612 nucleotides long. Its product is annotated as nuclear distribution protein. The record is from RefSeq and is a predicted model, not a curated record. Bases 1 to 612 code for a protein of 203 amino acids. NCBI's taxonomy places the organism in Eukaryota, Fungi, Ascomycota, Sordariomycetes, Glomerellales, Glomerellaceae. The transcript is spliced from 2 exons. Gene Ontology annotation, cellular component: dynactin complex. Gene Ontology annotation, biological process: cytoskeleton-dependent cytokinesis.